Zingiber officinale is the source of this 1656-nucleotide messenger RNA. Its product is annotated as zinc finger MYM-type protein 1-like. The transcript has a single exon. Bases 1 to 1656 code for a protein of 551 amino acids. Lineage: Eukaryota; Viridiplantae; Streptophyta; Magnoliopsida; Zingiberales; Zingiberaceae. Gene Ontology annotation, molecular function: protein dimerization activity. The record is from RefSeq and is a predicted model, not a curated record.
AUGAUUGAAAUGAUUGCUGAGUUCGAUCCAAUAAUGCAAGAGCACAUACGACGUAUUCAAGCACAUGAGACAUAUUAUACAUAUCUUGGUCCAAAAAUUCAAAAUGAACUGAUUCAGAUGUUGACAAAUGAAGUAAAAGCUACAAUUCUUAGAAAAAUCAAAGAAGCAAAAUAUUAUUCAGUUAUACUAGAUUGCACUCUAGACAUAAGUCACGAGGAACAAAUGUCUCUUGUAAUACGUUGUGUGAAUAAUUCAACAAGCUCUGUUAUGGUUGAAGAAUACUGGGUAUCUUUUUUGAAAGUAGAUGAUACUUCUGGACUUGGACUUUUUACUGAACUAAAAAAUAUGUUGAAUGAUCUCAAGCUUAAUAUUGAUGAUAUAAGAGGACAGGGGUAUGACAAUCGAUCCAAUAUGAAAGGAAAGUAUAAUGGGGUGCAAACAAGAUUACUUGAAAUAAAUCAUAGAGCCUUUUAUACACCUUGUGGAUGUCAUAGUCUGAAUUUGGCAUUAUGUGAUAUGGCUAAUUGUUGUUCUAAAGCUAUGUCUAUGUUUGGAGUGAUACAACGUAUUUAUACAUUAUUUUCCUCUUCUACAAAGCGUUGGAAAGUUUUUAAAGAUCACGUAGAAGGCCUGAUAAUUAAGCCAUUAUCACAAACUCGUUGGGAAAGUCAUGUUGAAAGCAUGAAAACUAUAAAAGAACAAACAUCAAAAAUUAGAGAUGCUUUACUUGAUUUGGCACAAACGAGUAAAGAUCCAAAAACAAAGAGUGAAGCUGAAUCAUUGGCAACAUAUGAACUUGAAAAUUUUGAAUUCUUGCUUGGCAUGGUAAUUUGGUACAAGUUGUUACAUGCGAUCAAUACUGUGAGUAAAUUUCUUCAAGGUGAAAAUAUGGAUAUUGAUAUUGCAAUUAAACAAUUAAAAGGACUUAUUCUUACUUUUGAGGAGUAUCGAGAGUUUGGAUUUGAUAAGGCCAUGAUAGAAGCAAAGCAAAUGGCAGAAGAAAUGGAGAUUGAAGCUACAUUUAAAGAAAAACUCAUUAUCCGAAGAAAGAAACAAUUUGAUGAAAGUAGUAGUGAAGAUGUGAUGCAAUCAGCUGAAGAAUCUUUUAGAGUUAAUUAUUUUAUUUUCUUAAUGGAUCAAGCUAUUUCUUCACUAAAAACUCGAUUUAAACAAUUUCAAAAGUAUGAAGAAACAUUUGGUUUUUUGUUCAAUCCAGAAAGAUUAAAGUUUGCUAAUGAUGAUAAUCUAAUGAAAUCUUGUAAAAAUCUCGAAGAAACAUUGAGAUAUAAUGUCAAGUCAGAUAUUGAUGGAGAUGAUCUGUAUAUGGAGUUAUCAAUCUUGAAACAGUCUUUACCAGUGGAAGCAAAAAGAGCAAUAGAUGUUUUGAAUUAUCUGAAAAAUAUGGAUGAUUGUUAUCCAAAUACUCAUGUUGCAUGCAGAAUUUUAUUGACCAUACCGGUUACAGUGGCAUCUGCAGAAAGGAGCUUUUCCAAGUUGAAGUUAAUUAAAACAUAUCUUCGAUCAACCAUGUCACAAGAAAGAUUAAAUGGAUUGGCGAUGUUGUCUAUUAAAAAGAAAAUAGUUGAACAUCUUGAUUAUACAAGCUUAAUUGAUAUUUUUGCAGCUAAAACAGCAAGACGUGUUGUAUUCAAAUGA